Morchella importuna is the source of this 621-nucleotide messenger RNA. RefSeq lists its product as uncharacterized. Bases 1 to 621 code for a protein of 206 amino acids. Lineage: Eukaryota; Fungi; Ascomycota; Pezizomycetes; Pezizales; Morchellaceae. The transcript has 2 exons. The record is from RefSeq and is a predicted model, not a curated record.
AUGGCCCGGUACUCUUUCUUCUCCUACUUCCUACUUUUUUUCCUCAUCGGAAUCUACACCACCCAAGCCUUGAGCGUCGGCAACGAAGGAGGUCUUGAAAAAAGGCAAUCUUGCCCGUACGAUCAGAAAUGUGGAUACAUGUGCUGCAAGCCCGACGAGAAGUGCGAAAACAACAAAUGCGUUCCCAAGCCACCAAAGUGCGAUACCUACGGUGGAGAGACUGUCUGUGGCAAGUUCUGUUGCAAGAAAGACGAGAAGUGCGAAGACAAAAAAUGCGUUCCCAAGAAACACUGCGACCACGGCCAAACAAUCUGCGGAAAGGAUUGCUGCAAGCCCGACGAGAAGUGCGAAGACAACAAAUGCGUUCCCAAGAAACACUGCGACUACGGCCAAACAAUCUGCGGAAAGGAUUGUUGCAAGAAAGACGAGGAGUGUAAAGACUACAAAUGUGUUCCCAAGAAACACUGCGACUACGGCCAAACAAUCUGCGGAAAGGAUUGCUGCAAGAGUGACGAGACAUGCGACUACGGCGUGUGCAAGAAGAAGUGUCCCUAUGGGCAGGUUAUCUGCAACGGAAAGUGCUGCGCUGGAAAAUGCGAGUAUAAUGUCUGCAAGACCUAG